AAACAUCACUAGUUGUGUCAAUGAAAAACGUCAAAACAAUAUUUUUUCAGCUUGCUUUUAGUUUUUUUCCCAUGCUCAUCAUCAUGUAAUACGCGGAAAUUUGUUAUUAUUUCCAAUUUCAAUGCACCCAAACUAUCCGCUUGAAAUAAUCUUACGUAACUAGUGCUUCUCUACUUUCCAAAAAUGUCGUCAUUUGUGAAUCACAGGGAAGACAGCAGUGUAAACAUUGAAGAUACAUCCACAAAAGACAGUGUAACUUUUUACAAAAUAACAGUAAAAGUUGGUUCUGUUAGCUGGAGCGUGUUGCAUCGCUACAGUGACUUUGUGGAACUACACGAGAAGCUGGUGGCCGACCAUGGCGUGGCUAAAGACCUGCUUCCCCCCAAGAAAGUUAUCAGAAACAAAACACCAAAGUUUGUAGAGCAGAGGCGAGAGGCACUCAAUGAAUACCUCAAAAAUGUCUUCAACUAUUUACGACUGGCGAUGCCGUAUGAGUUUGCGCAUUUUCUGGACUUCCAUCUGUAUGACAUAUUUUUUCUACUGCAAGAGCUUGCUAAGAAGUUGUUUUUGGAAGGAGACAAGCUACUGCAAACUAAGAAGCCUUACACAUUUACUCCUUUAGAGCUACACGCAAUAAGCGAGAGGCUAAAAAUGGCGUGUCCGCCAACGGAAAAACCUGACAAGAUGUAUGACUUCAGCCACAUCCUGGACUUCUGCUGCCAGCUGCACUCCCUCAACAUUGAGGGCAGCUACGAGAAGCUCGGCACCAGCGAUGUGGUGCCUAAUAACUUGCAUUUCGAUCUGGUGCCUUUCAAGAGUCUACAAGAGUUGACUGUACUUGGAGUGCCUAUGGGAUGCAUUCAGAGUGUUGGUGGUCUCCGAGAUACCUUGAGGAGCCUGUCGGUGCUGAUAGCUGGUGUGGUGUCAUUGAACGAGUUCCUUCUGGUAGACAUCGUGCACAAGGACCCUUCCAGCAUUGCUGAUACUGUGAAAUGGAACAAGCUCUCAGUCAUCAAUUUUGCCAGCAACAACAUAGAGCAUGUGGACUGGGCGAUCAAACUCGUACCAAAACUGCAGCACCUCAGCCUAUCUUCCAACAAACUAACAGAACUAUGCGACAUCUCCUCCCUGCAUGAGCUCCGUAAUCUCAAUCUCUCAAUGAACAAGUUCACACUUUGCGACAGCUGGCAUUCCAAAAUAGGCAACAUUGUCAAGAUAGACUUGUCACAAAACGGUGUAUCUUCUUUACAAGGAUUCUCCAGACUCUACUCUCUAGAAAGCCUAGAUCUCAGCUGCAAUGUCAUAGAAGAUGUUGAAGAAGUGCAGCAUAUUUGCAAACUGCCUUGUUUGGAAUAUCUAUGGUUGACCGCCAACCCUGUGGCCUCGUCCAUAGACUAUAGAGUGAAGGUUCUAGAGCAGUUUAAUGCCAGGAUGUCGGAGUUGUGCCUGGAUAAUGAGAAGGCGUCUGGGAAGGAGCUGGACACGGCCAGAGUGCUGCAAGCGUUGAGGGUGAUGAAGGAAGGUAAGACCCCCAGUUUUCUUCAGAACAAUAACACGAGUCAUAGCUUCAAUCGCGAUAAAAGUUGAUGAUUGGCGUGUGGCUGAUGUUACCUUCCUGACCAGUGAGAGGAGUACGAACGACCUGAAGCUUUCUUUUAUUUGCUCGAAAACUAUUGUUAUUUAUGUAUGAAGUAAACUUGAGUCCACAUUUGUAUUAUUUCCCCGUACCGCAGCCUCGGCGUAUAUUUAGUUUGGUCGCAAGUAUUCAAAUUUUUCAUCAAACUAAUCAUGAUACGCCGAGGCGGAAUAUGGAGAUCUGAUACCCGGAAAUGAUGCAAAUAUGGACCCCUCAGGUGAACCUGUUGAACUUCUUAACAAUCGAAAGAGACAAAUUAUUUGUCCUAAACAUUGUAAGUAAUUAAGUUUUGUAUCAUCAUUAUUACAUAAAUGGUAUAAUUUGAAUAUGCCUUAUUCCUGAGUAACAUAAAAUGUUAUGGUUGAGUUGAUGGUGAUAUUCGCAUGUGACUAUCACAUUUUCUGUAUAUUAUGAGUCUAUUUGUGUCUAACCUCUAUGUGAUAUUAUAACUAUAUUUUAAGAGCUUGAAUUGUAAUAGUGAAUUGUAAUUUAAGUAAGUAUAUUGUAUUACCAUGAAUUAAAUAUUACUGCGGUACUAAAAAUCCUAUUUUCAUAACGUAGUAAUAUUUUAAGCUAUGUAAUAAUAAUAAAUGACCAAUGUUUGUAUUGAAACCAUUUUAAAUGUGGGUUUAAACCUUCAUAGGCAUACUAGUUGUUCACAUUCCUAUAGGAUGUUGCAGAAACAUCUAUUGGUCAUACAACUCAUAAUUUAGAACAUCCUUUGUUCUAAGAUUAAAAUUAUUGGUCAUUAUAAUUAUGAUAAUUUAUCUUAUCAGUUAUGACAAGUAUUUAUGAUUAAAAAGUAUUAUGAAUGUGAUUAAAUCUAACAUAUACCUAAUUACCUAUAACUAUAUUUUAUUUUCCAUGUUAAAUAAGUUAAUUUGUUGUCAAUAAACAUAAAGUAUAAAUCAUC
Molecule: messenger RNA, 2549 nt
Organism: Plutella xylostella (diamondback moth)
Lineage: Eukaryota; Metazoa; Arthropoda; Insecta; Lepidoptera; Plutellidae
Product: nischarin
Cellular component (GO): cytoplasm
Molecular function (GO): protein binding; phosphatidylinositol binding
Source: RefSeq, a predicted model, not a curated record